Messenger RNA from Mesoplodon densirostris (Blainville's beaked whale), 1788 nucleotides. It is a transcript of the gene SLC13A2, whose product is annotated as solute carrier family 13 member 2. The record is from RefSeq and is a predicted model, not a curated record. Gene Ontology annotation, molecular function: transmembrane transporter activity. Lineage: Eukaryota; Metazoa; Chordata; Mammalia; Artiodactyla; Ziphiidae. Gene Ontology annotation, cellular component: membrane. The coding region runs from base 1 to 1788 and encodes 595 amino acids. Gene Ontology annotation, biological process: monoatomic anion transmembrane transport. The transcript has 12 exons.
AUGGCCACCUGCUGGCAGGGCCUGUGGGCCUAUCGCUUCUACCUGGUUGUGUUCUUCCUACCCAUUCUCCUGCUGCCUCUGCCCAUCCUCAUCCCGACUAAGGAAGCCUACUGUGGCUACACCAUCAUCCUCAUGGCGCUCCUCUGGUGCACCGAGGCUCUGCCCCUGGCUAUCACCGCCUUCCUCCCCACCGUCAUGUUCCCCAUGAUGGGCAUAAUGGGUGCCUCCGUGGUCAGCACUGAGUACCUGAAGGACACCAACAUCCUGUUCAUCGGGGGGAUGCUGGUGGCCCUCGCCGUGGAGCACUGGGAUCUGCACAAGCGCAUUGCCCUCCGCGUGCUCCUCAUCAUCGGGGUGCGGCCCUCCCUGCUGAUCCUGGGCUUCAUGGUGGUUACGGCCUUCUUGUCCAUGUGGAUCAGCAACACAGCCACCACUGCCAUGAUGGUGCCCAUCGCCCAUGCCGUUCUGGAUCAGCUGCACAAGACGCCCAUGGGCAAGGAUGUUGAGGAGGGCAGGAACAACCCCGCCUUUGAACUCCAGGAACCAAGUCCCCAGAAGGAAGAGACCAAGCUUGAUGAGAAAGACAACAAGCAGGAUGGCCCUGCCCCACCUGUUCCUUCGGACCCCAGGGCACAGCGGAACGAGGAGCAGCUCCGCUUCACCCGGGGCAUGAGCCUGUGUGUGUGCUACUCGGCCAGCAUCGGGGGCAUCGCCACCCUGACUGGCACCACAACAAACCUGGUGCUGCAAGGCCAGGUCAACUCGCUCUUCCCCCAAAAUGGCAACGUGGUGAACUUCGCCUCCUGGUUUGGCUUUGCCUUCCCCACCAUGGUCAUCUUGCUGCUGCUUUCCUGGGUGUGGCUGCAGUUCCUCUUCUUAGGCUUCAACUUCCGGAAGAACUGUGGCUUGGGGGACCAGAUGAGGGAACAAGAGCGAGCAGCCUUCGAAGUCAUCCGGAGGGAGCACAAGCUGCUGGGCCCCAUGACCUUUGCAGAAAAGGCUGUCACCAUCCUCUUUGUCUUAUUGGUGGUGCUCUGGUUCACUCGGGAGCCAGGCUUUUUCACCGGCUGGGGUAACCUGGCUUUUUUCGAUGAGGAUGGGAAAAGCAUGCCAUCCGAUGGGACAGUAGCCAUCUUAAUCGCUGUAAUUUUGUUCAUCGUGCCCUCCAAGAUCCCAGGGCUGACUCAGGAACCAGGAAAACCAGGGAAGCUGAAGGCCCCUCCUGCCCUCCUCAACUGGAAAGUAGUUAAAGAGAAGAUGCCUUGGAAUAUCGUGCUCCUUCUGGGCGGUGGCUUUGCCCUGGCCAAGGGCAGUGAGGAAUCGGGCCUGUCAAAGUGGCUGGGGGACAAGCUGACCCCGCUGGAGAGUGUGCCGCCUCCCGCCAUUGCCUUCAUCCUCUGCCUCCUGAUCGCCACCUUCACUGAGUGCACCAGCAACGUGGCCACCACCACCAUCUUCCUGCCCAUCUUGGCUUCCAUGUCUCAGGCCAUCUGCAUCCACCCUCUCUACGUCAUGCUCCCCUGCACGCUUUCCAGCUCCCUGGCCUUCAUGCUGCCUGUGGCCACCCCGCCCAACGCCAUCGCCUUCUCAUUCGGAGGCCUCAAAGUGACGGACAUGGCCCGAGCAGGAUUCAUGCUCAACAUCAUCGGGGUCCUGGUCAUCACGCUGGCCAUCAACACCUGGAGCAUCCCCAUGUUCGACCUGAACAGAUUCCCCUCCUGGGCCCAGUCCAACACCACAGGCUUCUGUGGGGUCAGCCAGGCAAACGUCACAACACCUAGCCCCUAG